Messenger RNA from Musa acuminata subsp. malaccensis (wild Malaysian banana), 1782 nucleotides. Its product is annotated as ATP sulfurylase 1, chloroplastic. Gene Ontology annotation, biological process: sulfate assimilation. Gene Ontology annotation, molecular function: adenylylsulfate kinase activity; sulfate adenylyltransferase (ATP) activity. Lineage: Eukaryota; Viridiplantae; Streptophyta; Magnoliopsida; Zingiberales; Musaceae. The record is from RefSeq and is a predicted model, not a curated record.
GAUCGCAUUUCUGUUCCACGCCCAAAACUAAUUAUAUUGAGUGCUUUGUGAGGAAGAAAAGGGGGAAAAAGGAAGGAAAAAAGACACGUUUUUUCCCCACCAAUGGCUCCCACGGCCACCUUCGUCGCCAAAUCCCCCAACUUUCCCCUUCCGAUUCCCAAUGCCUCGAGGCCGCAGCUCCCCGCCAGCCUCCGCCUCGCGCUUCCCCGCCACCUCUCCUUCGCCGUCGCCGGACGCCGGAGCUCUGUAGCCCGCCGUGCCGUCGCCGCCUCCUGCAGCCUGAUCGAGCCCGACGGCGGGAGGCUGGUGGACGUCGUCGCGCCAGAGGGCCCGGCGAGGGAGGCGCUGCGCCGGGAGGCGGCAGGGUGCCCGCAGAUCAGGCUUUCGAGGAUCGAUCUCGAGUGGGUGCACGUGCUGAGCGAAGGGUGGGCGAGCCCUCUUGGCGGGUUCAUGAGGGAAGCAGAGUUCCUCCAAACGCUUCAUUUCAACUGUCUCCGCCUCGGAGACGGGUCCGUCGUCAACAUGUCGCUCCCGAUCGUGCUCGCGAUCGACGACGCCCAGAAACGGGCCAUCGGCGACCGUCGCAAGGUCGCGCUUGUUGACGCCCGGGACAAGCCGGUCGCCAUCUUGAGCGACAUUGAGAUCUAUAAGCAUAACAAAGAAGAACGAAUCGCAAGAACUUGGGGAACAACAGCUCCUGGGCUGCCAUAUGUCGAGGAAGCAAUAACAAAAGCUGGUAAUUGGCUAAUUGGUGGAGACUUGGAGGUUAUAGAACGAAUCAAGUAUAAUGAUGGUCUCGAUCAGUAUCGUCUAUCGCCUGCUGAACUCCGUGAAGAAUUUUCCAGGCGCGAUGCAGAUGCUGUAUUUGCUUUCCAGCUGCGUAAUCCUGUACACAAUGGUCAUGCCUUGCUCAUGACAGACACUCGCAGACGUCUUCUAGAAAUGGGCUACAGAAACCCAGUUCUUUUGCUUCAUCCCUUGGGAGGCUAUACAAAAGCAGAUGAUGUACCACUUCAUUGGAGAAUGAAGCAACAUGAGAAGGUUCUUGAGGAUGGUGUUCUUAACCCAGAAACCACGGUCGUCGCUAUCUUCCCCUCUCCCAUGCACUAUGCUGGCCCAACCGAAGUUCAGUGGCAUGCAAAAUCUCGCAUAAACGCUGGUGCAAAUUUUUACAUUGUGGGCAGAGACCCGGCAGGUAUGAGUCACCCGAUAGAGAAAAGGGACCUUUAUGAUGCUGACCAUGGGAAGAAGGUACUCGGUAUGGCUCCAGGUCUUGAAAGGCUUAACAUCCUUCCAUUCAAGGUAGCUGCCUAUGACAAAAAGCAGCAGAAAAUGGCCUUCUUUGAUCCAUCCAGACCUCAGGAUUUCCUCUUCAUCUCUGGUACAAAGAUGCGGACUCUCGCAAAGAACAGAGAGGAUCCCCCGGAUGGCUUUAUGUGCCCUGGUGGAUGGAAAGUAUUAGUGGACUACUAUGACAGUGUGACCCCACAGGAGACCAACAGGUCUCGUGAAGCUGUUCCCGCUUGAAUCCUUGAAGAUUUUGCUCGUCAGGCAACUCUUCGAUUCCUUUGAUGAAAGAAGACGGAAUGAAGCCCUGACCUACUUGAUGUGUACACUACGGCUUGUCGUAGAACUAUGUGAGAAAGAAGACGGACUGAAGCCGUGAACUACUUGAUGUGUACGGCACGGCUUGUCGUAGAACUAUGUCAGAUCUUAUUGUAUUAGAUGAAUUCAGAUGCACGAGGAAAUGAGAGCAGAGGAUAUGCAACCAUCUUCUCUUUA